AUGGGUGUCAAGGAUGGCCAGUUUUGGGGUCGCAUCUCACCGAGCAUGCGUGGUGAAGUGUGGUUUGUUAGUUUUGAAGUGGAUGAUGAAACUGUGCAGUUUUGUCUCGGUGGAGGAAGAAGAGGAUUGAAGAAGGAAAUAGGCAGAGAGUGUCACCUCCGUCAGAGGAUGUCUCACUUGGUAAUGGUGGAAGUAGUGAAGGCCCUAGCAGCGGACACGACCUCAUGCAGUACAGCGAAGGGAAUGCCGACAAAGUACGCCAUCAGAUGGCAAAAGUACUUGCAACGCAGAAGCCCAAGUGCCUCCCAGCCGAAGGCAGUCUUGGGUGGCUCAUCACCAUGCGUGCAAGCUUGGCGAGACGAUGGACUUCGCAUCACUUCUGCCAACUCUCGACCAACUGACUCGGUAGCUCUGACAGAAGUUUCAUCGUGUGCAACGUCGCAGUUCGAUUGA
Messenger RNA from Hydatigera taeniaeformis, 453 nucleotides. NCBI's taxonomy places the organism in Eukaryota, Metazoa, Platyhelminthes, Cestoda, Cyclophyllidea, Taeniidae. The record is from the annotation of a GenBank genome assembly.